UACAUGGUGACAUCAGUACGAAAAAAAUGGCUGCGUCCUUGUACCAGAUGUAGAGGAGGUGUUGCUAAGUUUUGUUGUGUUUUUAUGCAGUGCAUCUGAGUGCUGAUGAAUUUUGUUGCUAUAUCAUCUUAAAAUAACAAAAGGUUUCCAGGAUGGGAGCAGAUGACUAUAUACAAGCAUCAACUACGCAAAAUGCAAGCAAUGCAAAGAAUGCAUAUACAAGGCAACAUAUAGUGGAAAUUAUUUUGAAAAAAUUUCAACAUCUUCCAGAAACUGACAGGAAUUUCUUUUCAUAUAGUCCCAUCUUCCUUGGAAUUAAUGGAGCAUUUGCAGGACUGAUAGCGAAUAGUUUGUUUCGGCGACUCCUUAAUGUCUCUCAGGGCUUUAUCACAUCAAGUUUGCCGAUGGCAGCGUUGCCGUUUAUUACAACAGUGGCAGCUUACACUGGAGUUGUUUCAGAUGCUUUGCUGUCAGGUGAUCUGAACUGUCAAAUCUGUGCUGUGGUUAGAGGUGGAUUAGUUGGUUCCGUUGCUGGCGGCCUUUAUCCUAUACUUUUGGCUUUGCCCGUAAAUGCUGGUCUUGCUGCCAGGUACAGUACAGCACUUUUGCCAGAGAAGGGGAACAGACUCCGUUUCUUCAUUACAAUUUCGCAACCUGUCUUGAAGAAGAUGAGCUACGUUUUAAUACUGCAGGCUGUCUUUGGAAUUUACUUGAGUUCCAGACAGUAUAAUAUUUACAUGAAAAUGCUCCAACUUCCUGAACAUGGUGUGGAUGUUGAAGAAAUGAAUGACUAAACAGUUUGUUCAUCUGAGUUAUACUGAUGUUUUGUAUUAUUUUCUUGAAAUCAUAAAAUUAAUACAUUAUCAUAAUAAACCAGGUACCAACAUGUCAUUUAUCUUAUUUUUACUCCUGUACAUAUUUAAAAAAAUUCUGCUGAGUUGUGGAAACUGUCACUUGGUUAGAAUAAUUGUGAAAGCAAUUAAAAAUAUUUUAUUUUA
Molecule: messenger RNA, 998 nt
Organism: Protopterus annectens (West African lungfish)
Lineage: Eukaryota; Metazoa; Chordata; Ceratodontiformes; Protopteridae
Gene: TMEM126A
Product: transmembrane protein 126A
Exons: 5
Coding region: 153-794 (213 amino acids)
Biological process (GO): mitochondrial respiratory chain complex I assembly
Cellular component (GO): mitochondrion
Source: RefSeq, a predicted model, not a curated record